Molecule: messenger RNA, 681 nt
Organism: Ogataea philodendri
Lineage: Eukaryota; Fungi; Ascomycota; Pichiomycetes; Pichiales; Pichiaceae
Exons: 1
Coding region: 1-681 (226 amino acids)
Biological process (GO): proton motive force-driven mitochondrial ATP synthesis
Cellular component (GO): membrane
Molecular function (GO): proton-transporting ATP synthase activity, rotational mechanism
Source: RefSeq, a predicted model, not a curated record
AUGCCCAACGAAUUAAAAAAUUCAAACCCCCAAAAAAACACACCUAUUAACAGAAUCCAACUCAUGUUUGCAUCCCGUCAAUUUGUGAGAAGAUUGGCAUCGGCCGCCCCAAUUAAGCCGCCAGUUCAGCUGUUUGGUCUUGACGGCACCUACGCCACCGCAUUGUUCACCGCAUCUGCCAAAGACUCGUCCAUUGAGAAGACGUUCCAAUCUGUCGAGAAGUUGAACUCCACCAUCUCCAAGGACCCUAAACUUGCUCAGAUUCUGUCCAACCCUGCUCUUUCGCAAGACUCCAGACAGGAGGUUGUUUCCGUUUUGUCCAAGGACCUGAAGUUGGACCCUGUUGUUGGAAACCUGCUUUCUGUGUUGGCCGACAACAACAGACUUUCUCUGUUUGAGGCUAUUGCUAAGCAGUUUGGUGUUUUGAACGACGCCUACAAAGGCGUGGUGGAGGCCACCGUUGUGUCUGCCAAGCCAUUGGACUCCAAGAUCCUCAACAAGCUCAGCAAGUCCAUUUCUGCAUCCAAGUUUGUUGGUCCAGAGAAGACCCUCAAGAUCAAGAACGAGGUCAACCCAGAGAUCUUGGGUGGUUUGAUUGUCGAGGUUGGCGAGAAGUCUGUUGAUCUUUCUCUUGCCACCAAGGUCAACAAGCUCAACAAGGUUUUAUCGGAGACUAUUUAG